Messenger RNA from Poecilia reticulata (guppy), 1095 nucleotides. NCBI's taxonomy places the organism in Eukaryota, Metazoa, Chordata, Actinopteri, Cyprinodontiformes, Poeciliidae. The record is from RefSeq and is a predicted model, not a curated record.
AUGACUGGAUUUAUCAGCUUUGGUUAUGAAGCUAAACAAAGUUAUUUAUCAAUAAGUGGUCAACAAGCAAGAGGCAUGUUCUUUUUUGACUGCUUCAAGUUCCUCCAUAGGAAUAAUUUUAUCAAGACUCUACAUAUUAAAUCAGUCAAUGGAAAGGAAAUGAAAGCUCUGAAGGUUUUUACCGAAGCUUUAAGAUUCUUGAAAGAUGAUGUUCUGAAAACCAUCAAUGAAAAUAUUACAGGAAUGAAGUUCACAGCCUCUGAUUUCACCUGGGUUCUGACUGUUCCUGACUCCUGUGAUCCUUCAGCUAAACCCUUCAUGAGAGGAGCAGCAAUUCAGGCAGGUAUUGUAACAGAUGGAAACACAGAUAACCUGAUCUUCGCUCUAGAAUCAGAAGCAGCUUUAGCCUGGUGUAAGAAGCUUCCAGCUGAUGGUUUCAUCACAGAAACCAGAAUAAAUCUGCAUGAUCUCCGCUCUCCAGAAGACCAACACAUUGUUAUUAUUGCUGAAGAUGAAAACAUUGACUUUGCUGUUCAUGAAGACCUGCAAGGAGGAAGGUUGAAGAUGCUGCAUAGAUCCUCUGUGAAUGAUCUGGGAGGAAAAAGUGUUGAUGGAAAAUAUAAAGAAUUCCUCAGGGAAAUUUUCACUGAUGGAGUCUGGGAUGAAUAUGAAAAAAACUAUCCCACUGAGGUUCAGAGGAUGAUGUAUGAAUUUUCCCUUUUAAAGAAAGGGGAUGGAGAUAUUCAGUUCUGCUGUCCAUUUAAUCUGGGGACGCUAGCUUGUAAACACCAAAACAUAGAACAGUUAUUUGAAGGAGUAGAAGGAGCAUCCUGGAAUGAAGGAUUAAUCAAAAUAUCUAGAAAUAAACUGAGGUCGUUUUUUGCUCAAAGCCUGCAGGGAAUCACUCAUAAUGUCAGAAAAAUCAUCAACAAAGGUUUCAACAUUGGCUGCAUUUGGCUAGUUGGGGAAUUUGCUCAAUGUGUAAUUUUAAGGAAACACAUUACUGAUGAGUUUAUGGAGGUUUGUAAAGUUCUGUGUCCAUUUAGGCCCAGAGAAUCAAUCCUGAAUGGAGCUGUAAUGCUAGGACAACAUUAG